CCUCCCCCCCCCCCCCCCCCAAAAUAUCUGCCUAUUUAUGUCCCUGUCUUCAAGAGCUUAAUUUACAUCAGCACAAAAUGCUUUUGCCUUCUCAUGGACUUCUUCAAAGUUUCUGGAUAUUGUCAUAUCCUAUUAUUCUAAGUAAUAUUCUAUUAUUAUAUACUAUUAUAGUUUCCUAUUAUUAUACACUAGACCCAGUUCCACACACACGGGACCUUUGUAGUUUGUGAGUAAUUAAAAGAUGGCCUACAUACACUUGAAUUACUAGUUGUUACUACAGGUCAUAACAUUGGCAACGAGUAAGGAAAACGACCUAAAAAGACAAAAAAAGUAUUUAACUCGACAUCCAGAAUGUGGGAUUUGAUGUAAAUUGUGAAAAUACUAUCAAUAUUCAAGAAAUUCUACUUGUUAUUGAACACCACGUGCUUCGGAAGAUAUUCCAUCAACAAUGACCGACGAAGAAGCAGCUGAACGGGAAACGGCAAUUCACAUUGUCACCCAGACGAGAAAUUUGAAAACAGCUCCGUUCAUUAUUCCAGAAGACGCCAACAUUAUCCGACGUUAGUGGGAAGGUUGGCUCAACGGCAUCGAAAGAGAAUUCCGUUACUUUAAAAUAGCUGACCCAAUUGAUAAUAAAGACGCUUUAAUUGUUUACGGGGGAAAGGACAUUGGAAGUUUUGAGAAGAGUUUACCAGACACAGCGGACGGAAAUGUUUAUGAAAAGCUGAAAAUUAAACUGAACAACUACUUUGUGCCAAAACAAAACAAACGCCACGCUCAAUAUCAGUUUCUUAAAGAGAGACCAAACCACAGCGAAUCAAUCACAGCUUACACGGGACGACUGAGAGAGAAAGCCAAGAAAUGUGAAUUUGGGAAUACAAAUGACUGAAGAAUCCUAGAAUAUAUCAUACAUACUAUCGAUGACAAAGCAGUGAUUCAAAAGACCAUUAAUAAGAAAUGGAAUUUAACGGAAUUUUUACAAGAAAUUAGCCAACUUGAAGAUGUCAACCGACAAGCCCAAGAAAUGAAGACACCAGAGAAGCCAAAAUAGGUGCAAAACCAACCACUAGCAGAACAAGAGGCAAUAAAAUCAAGUAUCAAAAACAGAAUCGACCGCCAGAAAACACAACUCAACAAAAAUGCAACAAGUGUGGAUAUUGCCAUAAAUCAAGAGACCGCUGCCCAGCAUAUGGAAAGCAAUGUAAUAAGUGUAAGAAAUGGAAUCAUUUUGCAUCAGUAUGCCAAUCAUCCAAUGGCAGCACACAUCAACAGCAGAAAUCAUUGUACUCCAGAAGAUCCAACACAGGAAAAGUCAAGAAAACUAAAGAAAAAGAAUCAACCAGCUCUGAUGAUGAAUACUUCCAGAAAGCUGUCAAGUGAGAUUUGCAGACUAAAAAGAUAAGCAACUAAACCUAAUGGAUGAGCACCAGUUCAAGGCACUCACUAACCGAAGCAAGAGGAAAUUGACACUGUCACCAAGUAAACCAAACUAAACACAUUACAACACAAGCUAGAUGUGAAAGGUGAAUUCACCACCAUUCUUAGUAAUCCGACAUGUGGAAAAAGUGUAAGAUUUGUCGUUGUCUACGGACACAUCAAUUCACCACCCCUGAUAAGUAAAGCUACACUACUAGAGCUUGGUAUGAUAAAGAUUCAAGCAUAUGGAGGACUUGCACAACCUAACAACAUGAAAAUAUGGCAAGAAAACAGACAUGUCAAGGUAGCAAAACAAAACACAGAAAUGCAGAAGAUGUUAAACAUAGUUGAACAAUAUAAUCACGUGUUUGAAGGUAUUGGAAAAAUCCACGAUAAAAGAAAUAAUCAGAAGAUGUAUGGAAAAUUCAACAUGAGACCCAAAGCUGCACCGAUAGCACAGAAGCCAAGACAAGUACCAUACUACUUGCAAGAACCUUUCAAACAAUGGCUAGACCAGGGUGUACAAGAAGACCUGUUUGAGAAAGUCCCCGAGAAUGAACCCAUCACAUGGUGUUCACCUGUUGUUGUACAACUUAAACCAAGCUUCAUAAACACUGAAAAAGAACACCUGCUACCACAAAUGAUACAUGCCAGUGUAGUUUUACGAGUACCUAACAGUUACAUGGAGCGUAGCAGAAUAACACAACCACCAAUAGUAGAAGACUUUGUACACAAGUUCCAUGAUUGCACCAUAUGGUCAAAGCUAGACUUACGUCAAGGAUAUCACCAGCUUGUACUUGAUCCCGAAUCCAGAUCCAUAGCAACCUUCAGCACACUGUGGGGUAAUUAUGGACCCAAAAGACUGGUAUUCGGAGCGAAAGCAUUGCAAGACCUUUUUGAUGAUGCUAUGCUGAAAAUAUUUGAUGACAUCCCACGCUGCUUAAACCAAAGGGAUGAUAUACUCAUUAGAGCAAAAGACUAGAAAAAACACAACCAGACACUACAACAAGUUCUUCAGAGAGCUGACCAUUUUGGUGUAUCUCUAAACCGUGAAAAGUGCCAGUUUGGAAGAAGUGAGAUUGAAUUUUAUAGAUAUAAAUUCUGUUAACAAGGCCUGCAACCUACAGAAGAGAAAGUUAAAGCUUUGAAGGAAUGCACAAGACCAGAAUCGAAGACAGAGGUAAGAAGUUUCCUCGACAUGACCGGAUACUUAUCCAAGUUUUUCCCUCGAUAUGAAUCCUUGACAAAGCCACUAAGAGACUUGACAUUGAAAGAAACACAAUUUAACUGGAAUGAAGAGGAGGACGAGGCUUUUCAGGAGCUUAAAGACAGCAUAUCCAGCCAGGAUGUGAUUGCGUUCUUCAAUCCAAAGCUACCAAUUAUGGUCAGAACAGUUACAAUGAAGGACUAUCAGCAGGACUAUUCCAGAAGACCGAGAAGGGAUGGCAACCAGUUCUCUUUAUAAGUAGAACUCUCACAGAGACUUAGAAGAAAUACAGCCAGACAGAAAAAGAUGCACUUUGCGUAAAGUGGGGCAAAGAAAGAUUCAGCAUCUACCUACUUGGAGCACCACGUUUCACUAUCAUCACAGCACAAAAAACCACUGUUAACACUUUUUAACAAAGCAACAGCUAACCUACCACCCCGCAUAGAGAAAUGGGUAAUGGCCAUGCAAGACAUUGAUUUGAGAUGAAGUCCCAGCCCGGAAAAGAUGAACAAGAACAAUAGGCUUUUUUGCCACAUCAUCCUUUACCAAUCACAGAUGAUAAAGACACAGAACAUACAGUGAAAGCUAUCAUCAAUGAUAGACCAGCAGUACUCCUAAGCAAGAUAAAAGAAGAAACCAGAAAAGAUGAAACACACUUAAAGCUCAGAACCAUCAUCACAAAAGGCGACUGGGAAAACCACAGACGAGAUGCAGACACUGCACCAUUUUACUCAAUCAAGAAUGAGAAACACAUAGCAGAAGACCUCAUCUUCAGAAUUGGUCAAGAUCGUGCUACCAAAGCUACAAUGAAAGGUGAUUGACAUCGCACACAAUUCAGGACAUCCCGGCGCAACUGGUUGUCUCCCUGAAUUGGCUGUCUCCCUGAAUUGAAAUUAGGUAUAAAGUUAACCGACCAAACACCUGUCCAAAAGAACUUUGUAAUCGUCUCGAGACCCCUGUAUCCAAAGGUAAAAGCAUACAGCUAAAAUGAUUGAGGUUGCUUAGGUUUAUGGAGGGUUGCUUAGGAGACUUAAGAGAUGAAAUGUUCCAUAUCUUGAUAAUGUUAUUGUCUUUAGCCGUACCUUUGAUCAACAUAUUGAAAAUCUUACAAAAGUUCUUCUUCGAAUGAGAGAGUAUAGAGUGAAAGUAAAGCCAAGAAAACGUAAAGUUUUUCGAAAAGAGGUCAAGUUUUUCAGUAGAGCUCUUUUGUGAGAAGGAUAUAAAUUAGACAUGGAUAGUAUAAAACCAAUACUAAAUUUGCAAAAUUUUGCUCCAAGAAGAGUUGAAGAUGUACAAAAAUUUGUUGGAUUUUUUGGAUACUACAGACAUUAUAUAAAAGAUUUCUCUCAUAUUGCUAUUUACGAUCUUCUAGCCAUAAAACUUACUUUAAAGAUGACACGAAUUGGAAAAUCAACAAAUAAAGCAAAAUCAUCAUCGAAACAGCUACCGCCAAAUCAUGUUAUUUAGUGGACAGAAUAACACCAAUCAAUUUUAGACCAAUUGAUAAAGCAACUAACAUCCCCUUUCAAUAGUGGCUUACCCAUCUCUCAAUGAUCCAUUUAUACUAUAUACAGAUGCAUCAGAUGUGGGUUUAGGAGCUGUGCUUUAUCAAAAACAGAAUGGUGUGUUAAAUUUGAAUCUCUGUACAUAUACGCAACACAUGUGCUUCGCCAGUCUUCACUUCUCGCAACACUCACAACAACAACAACAUAACAUUAACUUUAAUUGUUUUCUUUGUGGAUAAAAUAAAGUCAAAAUGUCACAAUUUUAAACUCAAUAAAUCCUUAAAAUAGUUUUCUUCCCUGUUGAAUGCACUUCAGUAAAUCCAGACAUGAUGCACCCAGCUUUGUGAGUGGAUUAGCCAACAUCUGUUCCCUUGGAAUCCAUUGAGCACUAUUUAUGAUUUUUCUUUCUAACAAUUCUUUAACUAACCCAACAUCUAUACGCAAACGUUUGUCUUCAACUGAUUUUGUGGAAAAGACAGCUGGUCAACAAAAGCAUCAAUAGGAAUGUCAUCAAAUGAGGUAAGCUCUGAAAUAACUUGUUGUUGAUAAAUUGCAUGAUUUAAUGCAUCAGCUAAACUGUGCAUUUCUUCAGCAAGAGUAGAUUUGACUACUCGUUUGAUCGUUGCACAUGACCAUGCUAAAGCAGCAGCUGUAUUGUUCAUUCCAAGUAGCAGAAUGAUGUGCCCUCCCAUACUAGAUACACCAUCACACAUAUUGGCAAGAGAUGCAUCAGAAAAGACAAGAAUAUGACAAUUCUUACAAGGUCCAAGAUGUGGAAUUCUGAUGAUUGAAUUGUGCUGCCUAACUCUUAAUAAACUUUUGUUGGCCCUCAAAAGAUCUGACACUUGGCUGCUGUUGAAUUUUGAACUCAUGUCAACAACAUCAAAUGCAAGAUCAGGCCUUGCUCCUUGUGCAACCCAGUUGCACUGUCGAACAUUUCUACGGAACUGCUUCUGUUCCUCAGAUGUUAAGGGGCUUUUCUUUUCCUUGGCUCUUCCUAGAUCAAUUUUAAUACUUUGAAUAUUUUCAACAUAUGCCCCUUGACUGAUAGUAAUACCUUUCUAGGUUUUCUUGAUGUCAAAACCAAUGUAUGUAAUAUUGUCCUUUGCACGUCGCCCAACUGUAAAUCUCUCGCAAGUGGUUUCAAAAUUUUCUCUUCAAAAUCUUCAUUACCACAAUGCAAAAAAACCCAAUGUGCAUAAUCAGAGCACCAGUAACUUGUGUAUUUGAUGUCAUGUAAAACAGUGAUGAAUCAAUUUUUGAUUGUUUUAUCCCAAAAUUGAUUAACUCCUCUAUUUUACUGUCAUUGAAUCGUCUUGCAGCAUCCGCUAACCCAUAAAGGGUCUUUUUAGGUUUCCACAAUGCCCCAGUACUCUGCGCAGCUUCUGGAGAAGGUUUUAUGAACACAUCUCUAUGAAUUUUUUUUCUUGAAGAAAGGCAGAUGUCACUAGAUUUUACUGUCCAACCCUUUCUAGUAACAGUUGCCAGAAAUAUUCGCAUGGUUGUUUUUGCAACUGUUGGAGAAUUACUUUUAAUAUAUUGGGUCUCUUCAAAACCUCUUGCAACUAAACAGGCUUUCAUCCCAUCAUCUUUACAAGUUAUGACCCACUUAGUGGAUAUGCAAGGCUGGCCAACAUCCUCAACUUCAUCGUAAACAUCAAAAUCUUUUAAUUUCCUUAGCUCAACAUGUUUCGCUUGCAAAACAUCACUACAAGUAGAGUUGGUAUCAGAGACAGUCACUAAGUCAAUUUCUUCAUUUACUUUUUUUCAAUCACUCAGUUGUUAAAAGUUAAGACCUUUCUUUUCACCUGUUUUUUUGACCUCUACAUUGAACCAGUAUAGACCCGUUUCCACGUGACGUAGCACGCUAAUGUAAACAAUGUACUCGCGCAUCCAUUGCGGCAAAAAAUGUGGAAGCACGAUGUAAACACACCUGGAGGCACAGGCAACUAGUAAAUGUGAAAUAAUAUAAAUGCGGAUAAAGUUGUUAUAGCUGUUAGAUUAAAUGCAAAAUGGCAUCUUUGGACGUUUCUUCAUACUCAGAGAGGUUGUCUUCAGAAGAUCAGGCAGAAUACUUUUCAAAGUUGACUCUCGAAACUGGCGAGAGGCUUCCAGAUCCGUUCGUGUUGAAGGAAGGAUGGACUGGCGACAUGUCGUAUUUACCAUCUCAGUCCUGGAGUUACCGAAUAUUUGAUAGACAGUCAAAGCAUCUACACCAAGGAAUCUAUGAAGGAGUAUAAGUCACUUGAAGCCUAUGAUUAUUUUCUGUGUAGACAUGUACAAGACUGCAUAUACCACAACAUUACGGAAGAAUCUGACUUCUGCUACAUCAAAACUGAGGUGCUGCCAAGUCAACGACAAGGGGAAAAAACAAAUCUUUACAAGGUAUGGGUGUGCCUGCAUAAGACAAAUGGCUGGAUUUUAAAAGGAAACUAUACAUGCAUGGCAGGUCUGGGAUCUUCAUGCAGCCAUUUAACUGCAUUACUUUUCAAGUUAGAGGCUGCUGUCCAUUACCAACUUAAUGAGAAGACAGCAUCAACCAGUCAACUUUGUUCAUGGAAAGCUUCAAGAAGACAGAUAAAAGCUGUGCCAGCAUCUGCUAUCGACUUUUCGCGGCCAAAGAAAAGAUCGCUCCCAAAGCCCUCUAAGAUGGUUUUUUUGAAUCGAAAUUAUAGCUGUUUUGAUCCAACAAGUGGAGAUGAUGGUAUUACGAAAGAGGAGUUGAAAGAACUUAAGCAGAUUUACCCUAUGGCAGCUGUUUUUACAAGCCUACCUGACACUGAGUAUGAAAGUUCCUUUGAAGUGGUUUCAACUUCGAUAGCAGAACCAGCAAAAUAUGACAGUGAAACAGAUACAGACACAGAAAACGAUUCUAACUGUAUCCCUGAGCCAAUUGUAAGUCUUUUUGAUCCAACUGCCAUUAAUAUGUCUCAUGACGAACUUGCUGAACAUGGAAGAAAGCUUUAUAGUGCCUACUGCUCAAGUAACUACCAAAGCUCUUUUGAUAACCUUUGCAGAGCAACUGAAAGGCAGUCACAGAAUAAGGCCUGGAUGGUACAUAGAGCAGGAAGAAUAACAGCCUCUGUCUGUUACCAAGUUGCAAAGAUGAAAAACAACCCAUCCCUGAUAAAAUCAAUAAUGCAGUACAAGACAUUUGAUUCCAAAUACACAAAGUAUGGGAGAGAUAUGGAGCCACUUGCUAAGGAAAAUUGUGUAUCUGAGGAGUCAGUGAAGCAUUCAGACUUUCAUCUUAAGCAAUGUGGAUUGAUUGUUGAUGCUACUGCUCCAUUUUUAGGUGCACCCCCUGAUGGAUUAGUGUCAUGUUCUUGUCAUGGUAAUGGAAUUUUGGAAAUAAUUCAUACAAAUACAAAUACAAAGAUUGUUUUGAUGCCUGGGAAGAAGACAAUGAUUUUCCAUUGGAUGAUAAACUAAAUAUUAAAAUUGGUCAUAAGUACUAUUACCAAAUGCAGCUUCAGAUGGAAUUGGCUAAAACCAGUUAUGGUUACCUUUAUGUUUUCUGUAGCAAGACAAAGGAGGGGCUGAAGAGUAUGGUAAAAAAGGAUGAAAUUUUUGUAAAGAGUUUAAAACAAGUGCUAUUUUCAAACUUUUGCCAGUUCUUUCUGCCUGAAAUUUUGACAAGGAAAAUGGACAGUAUGGGAAGUGAUAGAAGAAUGUACUGUACUUGUAAGAGGCCAGAAUUUGGAAACAUGAUCAGCUGCGGAAACAUUUUCUGUGAUAUAAAAAGAUUCCACUAUCCUUGUGUAAAUAUUACACGGAAACCAAAGAAGGACUGGUUUUGUAGUGACUGUCAUAAAAAACCUAAGCACCUUGUUUCUCUGCGCAUUUUGUCUUUAGUUAUUCAAUUUUGAUAUUGAAAUUUUGUCCAGGUUAUCAUAUUCAAAAAGACUAAUUUCCAAUUCUUGUGUUUCUAGAUAAUAUUUCAAAUUAUCUUUAAUUGUAGUCUGGUUUGACCACUUGCUAUCUGUUUCUUAAAUUGAAAUAUUGCAUUUAUGAAAUAGAGUGUUUGAAGUCAGUCUUGAGAUAACUACACUUUUGAGCCUUAAAUGUUUCCUUGUUUUUUGCUAUGCAUUGUACUUUUCUAACUGAAAUAUAAAGAUGAAAGAAAUAUUUUUCAGAGCUCCAGCUAGUAGUACUCAAAAUAUGAUGUAUUUUAUAAUGCUUUUUUUAAAUCUUUUUAAUCUUUGUGUUGUAAUUUGGUUUCUGUUUCUAAAUAUUAUUAAACUUAAAACAGACUGAUAUGUCUCAAUGACUUUUGAUCUUUUGGCAACUUGAGCUUCAUGUUUACAAACACAGAAGAAUCAGUGGCGUAGCUAGCGGUCAUGCUUGUCAUGCCGGGCAUGACCAUCUAUUUCCAGAGAUAACAUUUUUCAAAAAAUUAUAUUUUCGUAAGAAUAAAGUCCUAUUCUCCUGAUGAAAUAGCUCAGGCCAUUCGCCUCUGGAGCCCUAUGGUUCCACGCAAGAAUAUGGAGCCCUCCGAAGGCGCUCUUCUAUUGUUGGGCAUGACUAAAACAGAGGGUUUCCAAUUUAGUCAUGCCCAAAACUAUGAGCAUGACCAAACCCUGUGUUUUAGUCAUGCCCAUAACGCUGGUUCCCUAUGUUUGGUCAUGCCUAACAAUAGGAGUGACGCAGGAGAGAACAAAGGCUAGUCAUGCCAUUUCGACAGGGCAUGACCAUCAUUAUAAUCAUCAGAACCGUCCUGUGUUAUUUCGUGAACGCAAAUGCGAGGCAUCGAUGGCGUGCCUAGAUCCACGAGCUGGGAGGUAAUUCUCUGUAAGUAAAAUGCAAGCAAAAGAUUAUUGCCAAGCAGCCACGACUCAUGUUAAUCUCCAGAACAUUUUAUGGCAAUGGCAGGGUUUUUCAGCCUUAAUGGUGUUGCACUAUGUGGAGAAGUGACAGGCACAAAAGGCCAUUUUUGGACAUAAAAUCAGCGAGCAGGAUCAUUAUAUGCAACCAAACCAAACUCUCAGCCUUUUCAGUAAUCAAUUGUUACUAGCUGAACAUUUGCAGAGAAUGUUCUUGAUUUAAUGAAUGCCAAAUCUUGGUGCUGUUCACUGGAGAUGGAUGGAGGAGAUAGCAGUGUUAUUUUCCAAACCAACAGAUUUGAGAGCUUAAACUUUCCAGACAUCUAGCAGCAUAUUCAGAAACUGUUAAGCCCUUUAAAAGCAUUGUUACCAUAUUAUGAUUAGGACAAUAAGAUUGUAGUUAAUGGGUAGGGAAUGCCAAAACUUGCUUAAAGUUAUUCUUCAAUUUUUUGUUUAUUAUCACAUGCAAUAACACUGUUUUUACACACAAUUAAAGUCAAUCUCAAAGCUCUACUGACUUCACUUGUAGUUGAAAGUACCUUUUUACUACUUAUAGCUGUUGAAGUAAAAUGACCAGAGACAAGUCAAGCAUGUUACUGAUCUUGUUAGUUAAACAGUUUUAUUUCAUUAUUACAACUUUUGCUGUAUUUGAAAAUUUACAAGAUCAAAUUAUUUCAUUUAUAAGCCUUGUUUGCUAGAUUUAGUAAGAACAAUCCAAUCAUGUGGAUAUUUGCCACAAGUAUAUGUGGAAACAUCAAUGUUUUUGUUAAGCUAAACUUAUUUUGCAAGGUAUUUUUCUAUUAAGUCUAACUUUGCAGAAAACAUUUUGCAACUAGGCCUAUCCAUUAUUUUAGCUUCCAAUAUUUCAUAUCAAUAUUUACAUUGCAUAUUCAUUUGCCAAUUUGUUUUAUUCAUCUAUCAGUUCUAUUGAGGUUGUUAAUUAAUCGUGAUGGCUUUAAUAAGACUAUUUGUGGAAAAGAUGACCAAAAAGCUCCCAUUCAGUUUCAUGUGAUUUAUUGUUUCAUACACAAAUUUUAGCUUGUCUCUAAAAUUUACAAAUGUAUUUCAGCCUGCAAAUUGAAAGAAAUUAGGAGAACAACACAAUUUUUUAUUUAAGCUAAGUUUAACUACUAUACUAAACUAAUGUUUUUUAAUGUCUUUGGUACAGUUCUGUUUGGAAAUUGUCAGAACUCUGUCUGUAUAAAUUACCGACAAACCAAAACAGUGUCACAGCUAUAAGAUAAAGGUCAUUUCAUGGUGUAACAAGAUGAUUGCUAUGAAAUAAGAAAAGCUCAUUCCAAAAGUUAAUCAAAAUUUUUUUUAUAAGUCACAAGCCUUAAAAUAAAAAUUUCCAAAAGGAACUCAUCAACUAAAAAAUUGGGCGUGGUAAAAUUUGGCCACACCCAUAUUUUGUUCAAAUUUGAGGGGAGGGCAUGACCACUGCUAUUUGGCUAGCUACGCCACUGAGAAGAAUAGAACAGAGUGAAAAACAAUAGUGAGAAGCAAUGUUUGUUACAUGUCUUGCAUUUCUAAAAUGAUUCAAAAAUUUAUUUGGGUACUACACUUUUAUUUAAGUUUACUACUGCAGAAACAACAAUCAUGAUGUCAUCCAAAAGGUCCACUUGGGAGAUGGGGAUGGUUUUCUGUAGGAUCUGGAACUUUUUUAAUUGCCCAAUUAUUCGCUCCACAUGAAUUCUUGCAUUGGAAAGAUGUCGAGAAUGAUGAACAUCACUAGCUGGCAGUUGUUUUUUCCCUUUUGUGAACUUUGGAAUUUUGAGGUAUGCACCUUUACGGCCUAGUUCAUCCUCAAUCAAAAAUCCUCGAUCAGCCAAAAUGCAAUCUCCAUGAGUGAUUUUGCUGAGAAAACCAGACUCAACUGUAAUUUCCUUGUCCGAUACUCUUCCGCCCCAGGCCUCAGACAGAAACAUAACUGCACCUGCAGGACUAAUUCCAAUGAGAUAUUUAAGUGUAUUAUUUUGCUUGUAAUUUGACCAUGUCUGUGCCCUGGCUGUCAAAUUUUUUGGUCUCUCAAUAAAUAUCUCACUGCAAUCAAUGAUGCAGAUGCAGUCCCUAUAUUUCUGUUUGAAGCAUGUUGGUAAAUUAAGACCAAUUUCAGGUCUGUUUGGCCAAAUUAUUAACUUCCUUAGUUUUACCGACAACUUAGGAAGCCAAGAGCGCAUGAUUUUAGACACAGUGGCCACUGGACAAUCAAAUCUAUGGCUUAUGUCUCUAUUCAGCAAACCAAGACGCAACUUCAUGAAGACAAUUAGAACAUGAUCUUCAUCUGAAAAAGUAGAGUAACAUCCCUCUAACAAGGUUUACUACCCAUAAAAAACAGACUGUUGCAAUGCCAGUGAAGAACCUGACCAGGUCAUUUGAACAUUGGAUUGCUUUAGAACCAAAUGCUUUUUCUUUAAGGGUCUUGUUUUCUUCCCUUAGCCUAUAAACUUCAGCAUUUCGCUCUCUUAAUUCUUGGUCAAGUUUUUUGAUUUUCUCUUUCAGAAACACUUCUUGUGUGCCAAAGUCACAUUGAAUAGCAGCAUCAGUUUGUCCUGAAACAGAACUGGUACUGCAUUGACUAUCAUUACCAUCAGUAGGCUCAUCAUUUUGCUUCAAAGUUAUUCUCCAUCUGGAAAGUGCCUUCUCCCUUUUUUCCUGUAGCAGCUUAUAUUUGACCUUUUUCUUCAGCUGAUUUUCUGUCCUGAUAUGAUCUCUUUGGGAAGAAUGCGCAAAGACUGUUGGUGCCCAAUUUGGGUCUUCUGGAUUAUCAGAUCGCUUGCCUAGGUUACAAAAGAGAAAAAUAUUCUAACUUUACCAAUAGUGUUCCAAAAUUGAAACAAUAAUGACUGAAAAUAUUUAUGAACAGGCUAAAACAAGUUAAAGACUGGGAAAAUUCAAUUUUUAUUCAAAAACAAAUUGCAAUCUUGUUAUAAGCUUUUUUCAAAUGGAAAAUAAAAUGUAUUGCUCUAAGCCAAAUUCUAUGACAUCUUCUAUUAACAGCCAAAAGAGUGAAAAUGUUCAGUGUUUCUGAACAUUGCCUUAAAGUGCUACUGACAUGAAAAAUCAAAUAUUUUCAAAAGGGUUUUUCUUAGGCAUUAAACAUCACUGAUUCUUUAUCUGCAAAUAUUUUUCAAAAUAAGGGCCAUAAGUUUGUUUUUGGGGGGCUUGAGUCGUAGGAGGUUUUCGAAAAGAGUCUGGGGAGAGUGACGCAUUCUGGUGUGUUAUUAUAUAGUUUACGGUCAGGUAACCCCAAAGGAGCCUAUAAAAUGUCCAGCAACCUAAGGUGGGAAAGGAAUUUCCAGAUUCAAACGUUUCAUCUAACGAUGAGGAAGUUGUAUCGGAAGUGAGAGAACAAAUUUUCAAGACGAUGAGAAAGAUCCAUUACCACCUUCCUCUGAAGAUGGGUGAACAUUUGGUGGCGAAGCCGACACUUGGCUAAUUAUUCGGAUUUCAAUUCGGAUAAAGAUAAUAAAAAGUUUUUUCAAGGGAGAAAACUGGAUCGAUUUCUAUUGAUUUAUUUAUUCUUUUCUUAACAAGACGCACUUUACAUCCCAAGGUAAGCAGACAUUUUUUGAGGCGGCCUAAGUGUUCCGGUAAAUUGACAUUCAACAUGAAACAUCACAACCUGAUGUGAACUGAUCUUUAACACUAGAGCCAAAGCAAGCUAACUAAAUCGACUCAAAACAACAUAAAGAACAACCUUCUUUCGAGUGUAUACUAAUUUAAAUCGUAAAAUUCCAAUAAUUGAAUUCCCUGUACAACAACAAGCUCCAGGGAAACUCCUGGCUGAAGACACCAGCACAUAGAAAACCCCUAAGUACACUUUUAAAAAUGUUCCGAACCGAUUGAAACUUUGAGAGUUACCAAAAUUAAUGUGCAUAAAAUACAUCUAGUUCCCCUUGUUUUUUUCUGGUUUGAUGAGAAUAUCUGAAACGCCCCCCGUUCGAGCUCCAUACUUAAGCCUUAUAACAGCUAUCUCGUAUGUCUGUUUUGUUUCCCCAUAUUUACUUCCGUAAAACAAUUCCAAAUCGAUUGAAACUUCGUAGAGUAGCUAGAACUAAUGUACUAAAAAUGAAUUUUGGGUCUUGCUGGCUUUUUCCAAAACUUGGUUGAAUCGUUCAAAGGAUUGUUAUAAUUCUUGUACGUAACAUGUGUUUUGGGUCAUAGGUCGGACGAAGACAAUGGAUUGAAACCGGUCCUGUGUCUUCUCAUUAAUUUUACCCAAUAUUGACGCCAUUUUUUUCAGCUUUCGGAAACUUCAGCGACUGAUUUUCGGGAAUGUGACUGUUACCUAAACAGCCAGUAUAGUUUAGUGCACCAGCACAACAAUAUUUGCCGUAUUUAGGUUGUUUUUUGCUAUGCCCGAUGUCUGCCAUCCUUCAAAAGUACGCAAUAAACUGACCUUGCCGGUGCACGAACACACCAGAAUAUGUCACAAAUUCCUGAAUUUCCUCUUUGGCCGCGUUUUUUUUAUUCGAAGAAAAUCUGCAAAACCAGUACUUUGGAGCUUGAAAAAAUUAUGUUAAGGAAAAGAUAUGCAGAAAAAAGUUACACCAUUCGAUUCAGCACUGCCGGCUCUAUACUAAAAUGGAAUAAAUGGAUUUUAUGCAGUUUUUUCAUUUUUCAUGUCAGUUCCACUUUAAUUAUCUGAAUUAAAUUUUCGUUUUCGAGAAUCGAUCAUCGGCUGAAACUAGCCACUAGAAGAGAAAUUCCUUAGUUGCUUGAUGACAGUAGUAAUUGAGCAGCUUCAUGAGCAUUACCAGCUUUAGUCCUAUAGGCUGGCGUUGUAAAAAUGACUUCCUUCAUAACUAUCGAGAAAGCCUAAGGAAAGAAUAAAUUUUCAAAUGCUUAAAAAGACAAUUAGUCACAUUGAAAACUCCAAAGGGUUUUACCGGUAAC
Molecule: messenger RNA, 13850 nt
Organism: Rhopilema esculentum
Lineage: Eukaryota; Metazoa; Cnidaria; Scyphozoa; Rhizostomeae; Rhizostomatidae
Source: RefSeq, a predicted model, not a curated record